This is a messenger RNA of Aphanomyces invadans, 491 nucleotides long. RefSeq lists its product as hypothetical. The transcript has a single exon. The record is from RefSeq and is a predicted model, not a curated record. The coding region runs from base 43 to 405 and encodes 120 amino acids. NCBI's taxonomy places the organism in Eukaryota, Oomycota, Saprolegniomycetes, Saprolegniales, Verrucalvaceae.
CACGGUGUGACAUUUGGAUUCACGCACGCUCGAACCAGGGUCAUGAACUUGGCCGUUCGCGACCUCCGAUCGUUCGUUCCAGCCGCGAACUUUGAGCAGUCCAAGGCGUUCUACGCGGCCCUGGGCUUCGAGUGCACGUGGUCUUCCGACUCACUCGCGGUGUUCACGUACGGGCCACUGUCGUUCUACCUCCAAGCGUUCAAUGACCAGCCCUUUAUCGACAACUACAUGAUGUAUCUGAGCGUCGACAACGUGGCGGACUGGUUCACGCACACAAAGGCUGUCACAGACACGUUCAAGACUCGCCUUGGGGAACUCGAGGACCAGCCAUGGGGCCAGCGAGACUUCACGUUUCAGGACCCGUGCGGCGUGUGCUGGCGCGUCGCCGAACAGCGGGGUGGAUGAGUUUAACGCGUUUAACGUACCAUUCUUGGAACGAUAUGCACAUUGCGCUCAAAAUAUACAUACAAAUAUGCAUAUGACAUGUCGAC